GCAAUAACCAAUCAGAAACACUAUUUGAGGGACGGUGAAACCUUUCUAGGUGCCCUGCAUAGAAAAUGCAGCGAUUUAGUCAACGUUGUGGUAUUCUCACACGAUUCCGGCUUUUACGCCGUGUCUCUUGCAGAUGGAAAAUGUUUCACAUUUCAACCGUGCCCAGUUUUCAAACACAAUGUCCGUUUUGCUUUUUUCAGCAGCCAACUGUAUGCCUCUGGUACUGAAAAUCCCAACUACUCAAGAAAUAAGCUAUGCGAAUUCCAUAAUGGCUACUGGCGCGUGGUGACUGAAUUUGACGGCCGUCAUCUGUCAUUGGUACCUCACGACAAUGUCAUUCAUUUUUUUAAGCCAUCGUCGGGAGAGAUCUUUCGCAUCGCACGUGCAGUCUCGGGG
Lymnaea stagnalis (great pond snail) is the source of this 396-nucleotide messenger RNA. The record is from the annotation of a GenBank genome assembly. NCBI's taxonomy places the organism in Eukaryota, Metazoa, Mollusca, Gastropoda, Lymnaeidae.